AGGCCCUUUUUUUUUUCAUUAACCUAUUCCUAAGGUAUUAUGCAAGAGGAGAUGCUGAAAAUGCAAUGCGAUACAUCAAUGGAACCAGACUUGAUGAUAGGAUCAUAAGGACAGACUGGGAUGCAGGAUUUAAGGAGGGUAGACAGUAUGGUCGUGGAAGAUCAGGGGGCCAGGUCCGAGAUGAAUAUCGUCAAGACUAUGAUGCUGGAAGAGGUGGCUAUGGCAAAACUGUUCAAUGCCAGUGAAUAGUGAAUGACUCAUCAGCCUCACAGGAGAACUAAAUCUGCAUUGUAAAUGUCACCAGGCACAAAGUAGGUCUGUUGCACACAAAUUUAUGUCGCUAGAAAUUCACAGAAACUACUAUCUGAGUUUCUGUGAUCACAUAGUAUAUUCAGUAUCUCUUCCAUUUUAAUACCAGGAUCCAAAGCAUUGCAGAGUACAUUUCUACAGAGGACCUCGGAGCAAGUUUUUAAGCAAUAGUGUGUCUGAGGCUUUGAUCUCUUAAAUGCUGCUGUAACUCUACUAAAAGGAACGAAGGUUUAACAGUAUGGUGCUUUUUUUCCACUGGCAAAACUUGAUUAUUCUGUCACUGGGUUUUGUUUACACUGGUAUCACAGGGUGGA
Messenger RNA from Cariama cristata (Red-legged seriema), 623 nucleotides. RefSeq names its product nuclear cap-binding protein subunit 2-like. The transcript is spliced from 2 exons. NCBI's taxonomy places the organism in Eukaryota, Metazoa, Chordata, Aves, Cariamiformes, Cariamidae. Gene Ontology annotation, cellular component: nuclear cap binding complex. The annotation marks the transcript as partial. Gene Ontology annotation, molecular function: RNA cap binding. The record is from RefSeq and is a predicted model, not a curated record. Gene Ontology annotation, biological process: mRNA cis splicing, via spliceosome.